AUGUGUUUCGUGUAUAUAACUAAUAGAAAUAGAAAUUCUGAAAUUUGCGUUCCAAAUUGGAACGGAAACCAAAAUCGAACUACUAAUAAUGUUUUGCAGUCUUCAGUUUCUCCGACCUUGUCAGUAACUUUACAAACACCUAUUCCAUCAUCUAUUAUUGCUCAUUCUGGCACGGAUAAUAACACCAAUUCUGUAAAUCUUGACUCCGCUGAAAAAGUAGAAAAUAUACUAGAUAAUACAUCUAACCACUCUGCGACUGCUUCUGACAAUUCUGAUAUAUACCAGGAGUCGGAUAUUCAAUACUCUGAACCACUUAUUCGUACAAACCCCAAAUCACCAGAAGAUAAGGAAAUUGAUGAUUUUCAGGAUCGACAAAAAAGUAUCCAAUCGAAUUCUCAACUUCAAGUUUCAAAUUCAUCUACUAGUUCGCACAAUAAACAGUCACAAAAUGGCAUCUCCUCCAAAAUAGUGGAAGCUAGUACAUCGGUGCUAGGCACAAAGUGCCAUUUCUCUGAAAUAAAAAUUCCCUAUAAUCAGAAGGUAGAAUGGGGAUUAAGGAAUGAAAUAUUUGUUUAUGACAAAAACAAUAAUAAUAAAAUUAUUGCACCUUGUACACAAAUUACAUCUGAUAAUACAUUUGACAUUCGAAUUCCUGAAUUUUCUUUAGAAAUGAUUUUAAGGGAUCUAAUAAAGUUACAGCUCAAAAUAUAA
Molecule: messenger RNA, 711 nt
Organism: Diversispora eburnea
Lineage: Eukaryota; Fungi; Glomeromycota; Glomeromycetes; Diversisporales; Diversisporaceae
Source: the annotation of a GenBank genome assembly